Messenger RNA from Poeciliopsis prolifica (blackstripe livebearer), 3036 nucleotides. Its product is annotated as acetylcholinesterase collagenic tail peptide-like. The transcript has 17 exons. The record is from RefSeq and is a predicted model, not a curated record. NCBI's taxonomy places the organism in Eukaryota, Metazoa, Chordata, Actinopteri, Cyprinodontiformes, Poeciliidae. Bases 874 to 2331 code for a protein of 485 amino acids. Gene Ontology annotation, molecular function: heparin binding.
GCCAGAGCUGCGUGCUGGCGCUCCUUAGAACUGUCAGAUCCGUCCGAGCGAAUCUGAAGUCGAUCCGGAUGGCACAACAGAUUCAUCAGAUCCAGUCGAUCCAGUGGGUCUGAGGCACCGCUGCUUUGUGGUUUCUGCUGGGGAUUUCAGCGCCAGAAGGAGGAAGAAAACAAGGAGGAGGACAGAGAAGAGGGGGUCAAAAAAAAACUGCAUUCCUUUAAAAAUUGUUAUCGACCGGCGGAGGGAAGGAGGAGGUCGACAAGUAGGAUCUGAUUGAUCAGGGUUGCAAAUUUUGCACGGUGAAUGUCAGCAAAGCCUCGUCUGCUCGGCGCGCUUCAUUCCUCUGAGGUGAGAGGAGCGUCAGACAGCGUGUCUGCAGGUGCCAUACAAUCAGAUUCAAGUGCAAGGUAGGAGAGAGCCUGUUGAUGCCACUUUUCCAAUGUUGGUUCUCUACUGGACGGGCUGUACCGCUUAUACAAAGCAGGAGAACAUUAAACCGGGGGUUCAUCCCCCAUGGUUUAAUCACAUCCCUUGAUCAACAAUGCUGAAAUGUGUGUUCACUCUAACACUGUGUUUGAAUGGACCCAUUACAGUCUCACUACAGUUGCAUGAUGUGUGUGUGUGUGUGUGUGUGUGUGUGUGUGUGCGCGUCCACUGUAUGCUGGUGAAACACCCCCUCUUCCUAGUCUAAUUCUGGCACAGAGGGCGUAUGUGCAGGGCUGGAAUUACAGCGGUGGCUGCAUCUGCUGCAGUGAGGGGCUUCAACAAGUUUAUAGAGCAGCAGUGACAGACUCCAGAGUGUGGGUGGGUGGAGGGCUCUGAAGGGAGGAAAAAGGAAAAGUGACAGCUGCCAGGGGACUGCAGGAUUAGCGCAUGUGUUUAGGAGAGCUUGCCUUGUGUUCAUUUCAGGGACAGCACAUAGGCAGCAUGGAGCUGAUGAAAAUUGCAUUGUCCCUUCCCAUUCUUCUGUGUCCCGCUUGGGCCUUAUCCCACCACUCCUACCUGGACGGCAUCCUGUCGCCUCGCUCAGCGAUGCAGAGGGGCGUCCUCCCAGCGCUCAGGUUCCUGGAUGAAGCGUUGAGGUUUGACCCCUGUUGUCUCACGUCGCCUCCCCCACCGCCGCUCUUCCCUCCUCCUCCUCUGCUUUGGAAGAGGGGCACGCCUGACGCACUGAGCUUAUUGGAACCGAUCAUUAUCGGAGGUGAAGGACUGGAUAAUACGCAUGUAACCCCAGAGUGUUCACCAGGACCCCCGGGACCCCCAGGGCCCCAGGGUGAAAUUGGAUUGCCUGGUAUAAGGGGACCAAAAGGGAGAAAGGGAGAAAUUGGACGUCCGGGGGCAAGGGGCCGUCCUGGCGCUCCCGGUCCUCCAGGGACACCAGGAUUUCCAGGAUUUCCUGGUCCACAAGGACCCAAAGGAGAAAAGGGAGACUCAGGACUCAUGGGUUUACCAGGGCUGCGAGGUCCACCGGGAACAAAGGGUUUACCUGGUUACAAAGGUGACAAGGGGGACCGAGGCGACCGUGGCUCUGCAGGACCAAAAGGGGACAAGGGCUCAAUUGGUUUGCCUGGGAUGCUCGGACAGAAGGGUGAGGCGGGCCCAAAGGGAGAGCCAGGUGUUUCUGGGAAGAGAGGACCAACUGGGAGACCAGGGAAAAGAGGCAAACAGGGUAUGAAAGGGCAUUCAGGGGCCCCAGGAGUCAUGGGACCCCCAGGACCUGCAGGUCCCAAUGGCCUCCCUGGUCCACCUGGACCUCCAGCAUCAGGUCUCUACUUGGUGGGGGAGAAAGGACAGAAGGGCCUUCCGGGACCACCAGGUCACUGCGACUGUGAUACUGUAAUUGGAUCAAAUAACGCCCCCUUUGGAAACUACUACACAACGCGACGGGGCGGCAACAAACUCACUGCUAUUUUUGUGGUGAACAGUGAGGAGGAGAUGGGUCGCCUUCAUGUCGAAAACGCAAUCGUACUAAGGAAAGAUAAGCGGAUGCUUUACUAUAAGGAUAAAGAUGGCUGGAGCCCCAUUCAGCCCUUUCAGCCGUUCCAGUCCACGGAGACCGUCCCAGAGAGAGCAGGCGUGUGUGGGGACGGGAAGGUGCAGGUCCAGCACGGGGAGGAGUGCGACGACGGAAACCAGAUCGUCACAGACGCUUGUCUCAAUUGUAAGUGGGCCUACUGUGGAGAUGGAUACCGACAUGAGGGUAUAGAAGAGUGCGAUGGGAAAGAUUUUGGUUAUCAGACCUGCAAGUCCUAUCUUCCCGGGUCCCUUGGGCAGCUUAAAUGCACUGAGUCCUGCCUCAUUGAUUCUACCGGCUGCAAGUACUUCACCUGAAUAAAGAAGGCCUCCCUGAAUGAAGAAAUAGUACUUCAGACUUCCUCUGGAGUAUCAAAACUUUGAAACCAACUAGUGAUGCACUGAAAGGCUGCACUAAAGCGAAGCUGAAGUGCCUGCUCCGAGGCAUGAAAAGUCAUGGAAGAAUGUGUUUUUGUUUUUUUACAUCACCUGUAGUACCCUCCACACCUCGAGGUUUGGUCUUGAACAUGCCUCAGAUAACAGCUCCAUGGGCUGCAGCACUGUUAUAAAAUCAUUUCAGAUGGGGACGCAAACAUUUUAAGGAUGUAACGAUUGUGCCAUGUCAAAUACUUACGCUGUUUUAAGACAUGCUGACUGUUAAUGCAGAAAUAAGCUAUGUGCUCUUUCCUACAAAAAGGGUUGUAUUGUAUUGUAGUAUGCAAAUCUAAGGCGGCUGAAUGUUCUUACUCCUGUGCAAUGUAUUACAAAACACGUGUUUAUUAAGUGCAAUGUUGUGUUAUUGCAUGCAAAUGUGUAUAAGCGCACAGCAGACUGCUUUAACUGUUCAAAGCUGUAGCCAUGUCGCGUCCCCUCUAGCAGAGAAAUUGCAAACAAUCCGACAGGAAAACAUGAAUGUCCUUUAGCAAAAACGUAGUGAUAACAUUCGGUUACCGAAGCAGCAUGAUGUAUGAAUGUAAGUGUACAUUUGAUAAAAUAAUAACAUCAAUAAAGACUUGAUCUUCA